AUGCGUCUCUUCGAAUUCCUCGCCGGACUUGCCUUGCUGUGCACAAUCGCCACUUCCGCCGCGGUCUCCAUGAUACCAGAUGGCGGCGACGGUAUUACUACGAAGAUCUACCAGAACUGGCUCGAGGGUCGGGCUCCGAAGCUCGAGCACCCUCCUCCUGGCCAUAUGAAGCAGAAACGCGACGGACAAAAGAUGUUCACCUUUGGCGGAUACUCGACAAGCAUUUCGGGGGACGGCAAAUUCGAGAAAUUGCAAGAACCCAUCGAGGCCAACGGCCACCCACAUCCGUGGUGCCAGGGCUUCAAUGGAUCCAACGGAUACACCGAGGGACAAGAACCUACCAUUCAUUAUGCUCACAUGGACCACGCAGAACACAAGUCUGAUGUUCCCACUGUUCCCCAGUUCAUCUGUUUCUUCUACAAUAACUUCGACUGCGAUCCGAGCAAGGGUGGGACAGGCAACGCUAAAUUCAACAUAUCGCACACCUUCCUCACGGACUUGGACAUGAAGUCGAAGGAUGGUGACCAGUAUUCUAUAGAGAAUCGGAACUUCCCGAUGCAGAACAAAGAUACCUCGAACAACCGUUACUUGUGGAUCAAGGCAUACGGCUGCAUGAAAUACAUCGACGCUCCUAAUGCCGAUGGAAACACUGCGCAAGGUGCCACGGCAGAGCUCGAGCUAUCUGCUGCCGAUCUCAAUUCGGGCCUCGUACUGAGUAAGUAUGAUACACUCAAUGAGCAACGACAGAGCUAA
Molecule: messenger RNA, 753 nt
Organism: Didymosphaeria variabile
Lineage: Eukaryota; Fungi; Ascomycota; Dothideomycetes; Pleosporales; Didymosphaeriaceae
Exons: 2
Coding region: 1-753 (250 amino acids)
Source: RefSeq, a predicted model, not a curated record